Molecule: messenger RNA, 699 nt
Organism: Cokeromyces recurvatus
Lineage: Eukaryota; Fungi; Mucoromycota; Mucoromycetes; Mucorales; Mucoraceae
Exons: 1
Coding region: 37-384 (115 amino acids)
Source: RefSeq, a predicted model, not a curated record
AAACAUUUGUUGUACAUACAUACAUAAAAAAAAGAAAUGAUGAAUAUUAUUGCUCCACUUCCAAAAAAGCCUUCGUAUAUUAAAAGUUAUGUUUGGAUGGAAAGCGAUAAUGAUGAUGAAGCUUGUCAAGAGCUUCGACAAAUUCUUAAUUCACAUUCCAGCAUGAUGGAAGAUUUAACAACUAUUAUUCGUACUAAUAAUCCUUUACCUAAUGAUACCUGCUUUGUGCCCACAAUUCAUCAAUUCACUACUACCACUACUGUUUCAGAAAAAAACAAUAAUCAUCGUCCCAGAUCCUUUAGUGUUGGUGCCUCUAGAUAUUUUUAUUCAACAGCCAGUAAUGACUCAGUUGUAAGCAAUGGUGGCAAUAAUCUUGUUCAUUAAACAAUCAUACCAUUUAUAAAUAUUUAUUUUUUUUUUCCCUUAUGUACAUACAUAUACAACUAUACAAAAAAUAUUUCCUUAUAUAUAGUAUAUAUAUCUCUUUCUCUCUUUCUUUAUAUACAUAUACAUAUACAUAUACAAAAUAUCAUCUAUAUAUUGUUUCCCCAUAUAUAUAUAUGCAUUUAUCUUUUUUUUUUUUUUGUUCAUAUAUGUAUUUAUAUACAUACAUGUAUACAUAUAUAAAUAUAAAUAUAUACACGUAUAUACUUCCUAUCUAUAUUAUCUAUUAUAUUCAUAAAAUAAAGUCGUUUUUUU